Ustilago hordei is the source of this 1842-nucleotide messenger RNA. RefSeq lists its product as uncharacterized. Gene Ontology annotation, molecular function: glucosylceramidase activity. The transcript has a single exon. Bases 1 to 1842 code for a protein of 613 amino acids. The record is from RefSeq and is a predicted model, not a curated record. Gene Ontology annotation, biological process: glucosylceramide catabolic process. Lineage: Eukaryota; Fungi; Basidiomycota; Ustilaginomycetes; Ustilaginales; Ustilaginaceae.
AUGUCGGUUUACGGUGCACCUCAACGAGGCCGCAGCGUCGGUACAGAAGCGAAUCUGUACUCAGACAAACCGCUCUCCAGCGGUGCUGCAACCCCAAUUCUCGCCACUCACCACACCACCUUCCCUCCACCACCGGCUCAACAUCGCAACAAGUUCUCAGUAUGGUGGCACUCCCAGUCUCGCACGCGGAAGAUCCUCUACCCGCUCAUCCUCUUCAUCAUCAUCCUCGCCAUCAUCCUUGGCGUUGCACUCGGUCUCACCGUCGGUAAACCAAAAGAAGAUCCCAAUCCGAGCUCCGACUACGUCCCAACCACCAUUUCCGGAAACCGCACCUCACUCCUUCAACCCGGUUACUGGUACACCGCUCCUAAGGACGGAACCAACUUUGCGUGGACUUCUGCUGAUCCUCAACUCGGCAACUAUCAUGCUGAAAGCCAAGGGGUCGAUAUCAUCAUCAAUACCUCUCAGAGAUUCCAGGAGAUUGACGGAUUUGGUGGAGCAAUGACCGAUAGCUCCGCGUAUCUGUUGACGAGAAUGAAGCAGAGAGAAAAGAAUCUGUAUGGACGGGUGAUGGAUUUCAUGUUUAGCAACGCUACGGGGAUCGGGAUCACAAGAGCUAGUCUGGGUGCGAGUGACUUUUCUAUCGGUCAGGAGUAUUCUUAUAUUCCUCAGCCACUGGAGUUCGCUGCUGCUGCGAACCAGCUUAACAAUCCGAACUCGCUGCUAAGUAGCUUCAGCGUUGAUGGAACACAGUCCAGCCAGUACACAAUCCCUGUGUUGGUGGAUGCGAUGAAGCGCAACCCCAACCUCAAAGUCGUACUGACACCCUGGAGUCCACCGGCGUUCAUGAAAUCAAACAACACCAUGAACGGCGGUCGACUUCGCAACGAUGACUUCAUUCCCCUUCUUGCGCAGUACUAUGCUCAGGCAGCCAACACUUGGACCCGCGCAGGUGUUCGACCGUACGCGUUGACGCUGCAGAAUGAACCCUCGCAUAUUGCUUCGUACCCUUCAAUGGGUAUGGAUUCCUCUCAGCAGUCCAAGUUGGCUGUGGCGCUCAAGUCCAAGCUCAGUCAGAGCGGGUUGAGCGGAGUGCAAGUUUGGGCGCACGAUGACAAUUAUUCUGGCUACGACAACGCUGCUGCUAUUGUAAACGAUAACUCUUCCGCGAUCGAUGCAGUUGCUUUCCACUGCUACCGUGGUGACCCUUCCCAAAUUGCUCAGUUCGAGAGCGCCCUUCGUGGCGCAAGGAAAGACGUCCACAUGACGGAAUGCACAGGUACCAGCAGCCCAGCAACUCGUUGGGAAGGAAUACAAGGCUGGCUCAACCGUGUCUACUGGCCUGUUUCCCAGCAAAACUCUCGUAGCUUUAUCCAGUGGAAUAUCGCCCUUGAUUCUGGGUUCGGCCCUCAUCUCAAGAGCUCCUACUGCUCAACCUGUACAGGUUCUUUGACCGUUUCGUCGCAGCAAAACCCGUCUGAUCCAUACGUGGACUUCAACGAUCAGCUCUACCUCAACGCACACUUCUCUGCCGCCACUACGGAUCUGACCAAUGUUGGAGGAGGUAAAGCCGUGAGAGUGGGUGCAGAGCAGGGUAGCCAGCACUCGUUGCAGAGUGUUGAUUGGGAGUGUUUGGAUUGGUUAGCGUACGCAGCACCACUCAGUGCAAAUGAAUUGCAGAAUGCAAGCAACCAGAACAAUGCUCAGCCUACAAGGAGGCUUGGAUUGGUGAUUGCCAACACUUGUGAGGAUACGAAGAAUGUUGUCGUUUCAAGUGAUGGUAGGAGAACGACAUUGCCUGUCAGGAACGGAAUGUCUUCUUUUGUUUGGACUGCUCCCUGA